AAAAAGAAAAGAAGAAGAAGAAGCUAGAGUAGUGUUGACGGUUGAGCAGGUAAAAUAGAAUAGAACAGAGAGAUAUAAAAGGAGGUUUGUUGGAUAUUGGAGCUGGAAAGGUAGGUCUCUAGACCAUAUCAUAUGACCAGGCUUAGUUGGACCCGGCCCCAGAUCAUUUCGACGAACCAGCACCAGCACCAGCAACAGCACCAGCACUAGCACCAGCGCCACCAGUCCCACUUCCAAAUAUACCAUUUGAGAUUUAAUAGGCAAAAUAAAUACCCAAAUACAAACCAUUUAAACACAAACAUCACCAACCAAAAAAAGCUCUUUACCCUAUAGAAUUAGACACACGCACACAACACAUAUAUCUAUCUAUCUAUCUAUAUAUAUAUAUAUAUACUCAGAAACUUUUUUUUUUUUUUUUUCUCUUUUUCAUUUUGUUAAAUAUUAUUCCCCUCUCUGUUAUUGUAUAUUGUGUCUGCAAUUGCAUACCCUUUGUUGUUAUUGUUGUUGUUGUUGUUGUUCUUCUUCUUCUAUGGCUGUUGGUGUUUGUUUUCUCUUGGUUUGCAUCAUCACAGUGUUCUCUUCUCUGCGGUUGGGGUCUUGUUCUUCUUCAUCUUUGUGCCCAAAGGACUCCAAUUUGUUUCUGUAUGCUCUUCAGUCUCAAUGCCCUAUUUCGAUCUCCCCCAACCCACCUCUCCAGGGUUCUGAGAAUUUUGUGCUUGAUCUUGGCUGACUUUUGUUUCUGGGUGGAUGGAGACUUCCUUGAUAGAGCAUUGGCUUCCAAGUGGAGAAAUGAGUAUAUUGUUGUACUCUUCCAUGCUUCCUGGUGUCCAUUCUCACGCAGUGUGCUUCCUUCAUUUGAAACCCUCAAUUCCAUGUUUCCUCAAAUAGAACACAUGACAAUUGAGCAAUCUUCAGCCAUGCCAAGCAUAUUUUCAAGAUAUGGAAUCCAUAGCUUACCUUCCAUAUUAAUGGUGAACCGGACAUCAAGGGUGCGAUAUCGUGGUCCGAAAAAUCUCAUUUCCCUUGUACAAUUUUAUAAGAAGACCACAGGUCUUGAACCAGUUCAAUAUUUUUCUGAAAAUCAACCAAUCAGCUUGGAGGGUGGUGAAAAAUCCAUUUUCCAGUCCUUGAAUAGUUUGUUACUGAAAGAGAUCUCAAAGAGGGAACCCUACUUAGUCUUCUCCAUAUUGUUCAUCUGCUUCAGGCUACUUGUACACAUAUUGCCUGAGGUGUUAUCUUGUCUCAAAGCUUUUUGGGUCUCAUAUGUUCCUCAUCUGAACUUGGACAUUUUUGGAGAGACAAGCCAAGUAAUGGGACGUAUCCUUAACAUGAUUGAUGUGAGGAGGGUCUGGACCAAGCUCAGGCUAAGCAAGACCAGGAACUUCCAGGAAGGUGCAAAGAAUGCUCGAGUAUGGGCUUCUUCUUUGGCUUCUGUUGCUUUGGGUGAAUCUUCAUCAGCCAGAUCAUCAUCUUGAACUGUAACUUACAGUCUCGUUUAAAUCAAAUUGAGGGUAGCUCAGAGCUUAUUGAUCAAAUAGUAUAUUGUAAACUGCUGUGAUGCUCUGGGGCAGGUUGUCUACUCCCCCAAAGUUUCGUCUUUGGUGAUAUAGCUGAAGCUGUUGUACUUUUUUUUUUUUUUUUGGUAGGAAGAAAACAAGCAUGUAAAUUUGAGAACAGCUUUCUUUUUGUAUAAAUUAUGUCACUUGGAGAAACAUCUCUACUUCACAUUGGUGGAAUGUAAGCAUAUUAACACCUCUCUGUUACUUGGAGGAACAUCUCUCUUUAUACAUCGAUGGAAUUUAUACA
Quercus robur (English oak) is the source of this 1806-nucleotide messenger RNA. RefSeq names its product 5'-adenylylsulfate reductase-like 5. The record is from RefSeq and is a predicted model, not a curated record. The transcript is spliced from 5 exons. The coding region runs from base 645 to 1475 and encodes 276 amino acids. Lineage: Eukaryota; Viridiplantae; Streptophyta; Magnoliopsida; Fagales; Fagaceae.